CCUGUGGGGACAUACACGACACCCUGGGCUUCCAGCAGUUGUGAAGGUUUCUGAGCAGCAAGGGAGCGUUUGAGACGCAGUGUCCGAAGCCGAGACCGUGUGCAGGGAUGUCACUGUUGGCACUCGAGUUGUGUGGGCUGACAGCAGGGAUGGGGCAUAUGAGGAUCUAUAGCUGAUACUCAGAGAUACCAACUCGUUGCCCACUGGAAGUAUUUAAAACCCCAUUAUAAAUUGUGAUGGAGGCACAUUGGAAGGCUGAGUGCUUCCUCCUCCAAGCCUUCUGAGUCGUUUGGACCCUUGAUCCCAGCGCUGCGUUGGCAGCUUUUGGGACGGAGGAAAUGACACCUGCAUUCAUCCUUGGACCUGUUUGCAGCCCUGGGUGCACGGGUGAGCUUCUCCACAGCACGCUCAGCUGCUGCUAAACACCCUCAUCAUGACUUUAUGGCACUUGUAUGGCAAUUAUGGGUUUGGUUUUGUGUUUUUUUUUUUUUUUUUUUUUUGUUUGUUUGUUUGUUUUUUGGGUUUUUUUUCCCCCAGCCUUAUAACCGGGGUGGGGAAACAAGGAUCUUUGGUCGAUGUUCUCUUCCGAGCUGGGAGGAUAUUGCGAAUGAGUAAUGGUCCGGCUGGGGCUGUAAUGUGCAGAAUACCUCUGGGAUGACUCACCCCGCACAAUGCAGCACAUCCCUCAAGGAGACUGAAUCACGAAUGGGGAGAAGCCAGCUGGGACUCGGGGUAAGCAGCGCAGACAGGGAGGCUGCUGGUGGCAAUGGUGCUGAAACGGAGCAGUAAAGGUUUAAAAUGCAGAGGAAAUGGCAUCCCCCAGCAGUGACAGCUAUAUUGUGCGAGUCAAAGCUGUGGUUAUGACCCGAGAUGACUCCAGUGGGGGAUGGUUGCCACAAGAAGGAGGCGGUCUCAGUAGAGUUGGCGUCUGCAAGGUCACGUACCCGGAGGGCAAUGGAAGAAGUGGAUUUCUAAUCCAUGGUGAAAGGCAGAAAGACAAACUGGUGGUGCUGGAGUGCUUUGUGAAGAAGGACCUGGUAUACACGAAGGCAAACCCCACCUUCCACCACUGGAAAGUUGACAACAGAAAGUUUGGGCUUACUUUUCAAAGCCCCGCUGACGCUCGAGCCUUCGACAGAGGAGUGAGGAAAGCCAUCGAGGACCUCAUUGAAGGAUCUACAACUUCCUCGUCCACCCUUCACAACGAGGCCGAGGUCGGCGAUGAUGAUGUCUUCACUAAUGCUACAGAUAGCUCCUCCAACUCCUCUCAGAAAAGGGAACAGCCUGUGCGAACCCUGGCUUCUCCUGCAUCCUGCGAACAUCGAAGAAUUUGCACUCGUGGACACCUUCACGACCAUUACAGCUCUGACCACUACCACCUAGAACAAGUAAGGUUUCUUCCCAUACCACGAUCCUACCGGCACGUCAACUUCCCAGACGAUGAUGAGGAGAUAGUGCGCAUCAAUCCUCGGGAAAAGAUUUGGAUGACUGGAUAUGAGGAUUAUCGCCAUGCCCCAGCACGAGGAAAGAACUUUGAUCCUGAUGACAUGGACUCCUACGUACGUUUUGCCAAAAGCGAGGCCUCAAAACACGAAUACACUUAUCCUUACGUAGACAACUCGGACUUCGACCUGGGUGAAGAUACCAAGGGUGCUGUGAUAAAGACUCAACCUGUCAAAUUCAAGCCCAGGCGGAAGGAAGAUGGUGAGAGGUCGCGGUGCGUGUACUGCAGGGACAUGUUCAACCACGAGGAGAACAAGCGGGGUCAGUGCCAGGAUGCUCCAGACCGCGUCAAGACUUGCAUCCAUCGAGUGAGCUGUAUGUGGUGUGCAGACACUAUGCUCUAUCACUGUAUGUCCGACCCAGAAGGAGACUAUACAGAUCCUUGCUCGUGUGACACCAGUGAUGAAAUGUUUUGCCUCCGGUGGAUGGCCCUUAUCGCCUUGUCUUUCAUUGCUCCAUGUAUGUGCUGUUACUUGCCGCUCCGGGCUUGUUACCACUGUGGGGUCAUGUGCAGGUGCUGUGGUGGAAAACACAAAGCUGCUGGAUGACUACAGAUGCAUUCGAAGUGUUAGGUUUUUUCUGUAGUUCAAGGAACACGUUGGUUUUGGAGCACCGAGGUCACUCGCUUUAAUGCAGCCACUGUGCCCGACAGCGUCCGGGAACCACCAGUUUGGAUCACUUCACAUUGGGUCGUCUGGGGCUCACACUGCAUUGAUU
Molecule: messenger RNA, 2220 nt
Organism: Cinclus cinclus
Lineage: Eukaryota; Metazoa; Chordata; Aves; Passeriformes; Cinclidae
Gene: SPRED2
Product: sprouty related EVH1 domain containing 2
Exons: 6
Coding region: 810-2051 (413 amino acids)
Biological process (GO): negative regulation of MAPK cascade; multicellular organism development
Cellular component (GO): membrane
Molecular function (GO): protein kinase binding
Source: RefSeq, a predicted model, not a curated record